ACAAGACGACGAAUUCGACGGCGGGAAAACACAAGCCGAUCUCCACUAGCACGAGAGGACGACAAACAUUAUCCAAACUCAUCCUUUCCCCUACCAUUUAUUCAAGACAUCAUGGGAUGCAAACUUUCGAGGGGUCCAGUUCCCGAGCUUCACAAUUUGCGCAUUAUGGUUACUUGCACAACCACUAAGGCCGACCAUGGGUGCCAGCAAAUGAUCAAGGACUUCCGUAUCGAAAACGCGCACAUUUACUCUGAUGCCCUCGUGGAACAUCGUGAUGGCUGGGGGAAACACCUAGUCGAGCCCAUUAGCAAGAAGGAAGCCGAGAAGUUGGCCGGGAAGGAAGCCGAGAAGGGGGCCGAGAAGGCGGCCGAGAAGGGGGCCGAGAAGGCGGCCGAGAAGGGGGCCGAGAACGAUCGACCACCUCUAUUUGAGGUGAAGGUCGGUUUGUGCGCAGGUACCGGUGGCGAGUCCUGGGCCCAAGGCGUGAUUUUGCAGCACGCAAUGACAGCGAAGUCUGAGGUUUGGGUUGGCCCACGGUCACUUGAUUUGGGGGUCUUGAUGGAUGACAUAGCAGGUGGAAAUCCUACUUUGGAGCCGGUGAAGGAGGAUGACCCUCGAGUGGAGGAGUUGACCAAGAGCGAAAAACCGGGACCAUGAUAUGUUUUCAUGAUUACCUACCUCUACCUUACCCAGAACUGGUACAAUGUCUUUCACACCAGUGGCGUGGUUUCCAUUUCCUUACUGCAUUUUUCACUGUUUCUUUCUUCCCUUCUUCCCAUGUUCUUAGGUGUUCCUUUCUGAAGGACUCCUCUGAGUAGCUUUGUGUAGCGCCG
Messenger RNA from Neurospora tetraspora, 833 nucleotides. RefSeq lists its product as uncharacterized. The transcript is spliced from 2 exons. The annotation marks the transcript as partial. Lineage: Eukaryota; Fungi; Ascomycota; Sordariomycetes; Sordariales; Sordariaceae. The record is from RefSeq and is a predicted model, not a curated record.